UAGUUUUGCUUUGUGAGUUUUAGAUCUAGCUUGGGCAGUUUUCAGGGCUAUUUGAUCCUUCUAGGAUAUCCACUGAACAACCGAGAAGCUCAAAAUCGACUGCCCGCGGAAAUUUUCUCUCGCUAGCGAAACGCGGGUGGUGGCCCGUCUGAAUCACUUUUUAAGCAUAAAGGGUUUCUUUUAUCAUGGCUUGCUUUGCUAUAUCAUUCAUUUGCUUGCCUUUUUUCUUGGAAAGUUGGGCCAAUUUCUGGACAAAAAAGGGUGGUAAUUGCUUUGGUGAUGGUAAAAGCCAAUAAGAUGUUGGCAGACAGAGGCAACACAAGUGAAUACCUUUUACACCAUCCCAUAAAGGCCAAUGCACCAUCUCCUAGAAAAUCAAUGCAGGAAUUAAAAGGCCUUCUUCAGUCAAUAACCUAGAGCUUUUUUCUUGUGUUUAUUUUCUUUUUUAUUUAAAGAUCUGGACGAAAGAUAAGAGUCUCUACUCUGGGUACUCCCAACAAAUUGCUAUCCAACCGGCUCUAUCUCUGCUCAUGAGAUAGUUUCAUUCAGCAGAGAGUGGGAAAGUUUAUUCCAGAUCAGUCUUCCUAGGUUCUGCAGUGAAGUUUUUUGGCCAGAAUGCUUUUAGAUUUUAGGAGCAGGCAUUAGCUUGAAGGUCCAAAUUCUCUUGCUGUUCGGGGAAAAUCUUUAACUUUUGCAUUGAGCAAAACUUUCUGCAUUGCUAUACGGAUUGUUUUGUUUUCUCCUUUUUGAGAAUCAAACCAAGUAGCAGGUCAAGUGUUUCUUGUUGACCAAUCAUUUUUCUAAUCCUUGCCUGAAGUUUCUUAGGUAGAAGAAAUGCCGAGACCGAGCAGGGUGUCAGAAGUGCCUCAGAGGCAGUCUCCCAGAGGCUCACUUCAGCUCAGAACUUCAAGCUCGGACUCUGAUAACUCACACCAUCGCCCCAUCCCUGAUCGAAGCCCUAAGGUAGGAGAUCGCCGUUCUCCACGAGGUGCCCAAUCUGAUUCAGUUAAUCAGAAGAAACUGGGAACUCGCAUUGCGGAUCUGGAAUCUCAGCUCGGCCAAGCUCAAGAAGAGCUGAAGAAUCUGAAAGAGCAAUUGGUCUCAGCUGAGGCUGCAAAGAAAGUAGCUCAAGAAAAGCUUGAUAAGAAAACCAAGACAAAGUUUGUACCAGACUCGGUUGAUGUCCCUGAAAAGCAUCAUGCAAAAGAAGUUCAAGAAUCGAACAAACCAAAGAGCAACCCUUUAAAUGACGUUCCUGAUGAGAACCAGCAGGAGACUGAUGUUUUUGAAUUACCAGUCGAGAAGGUUGCUUUGGAGACUCAAAUAGAGGUCAGCCAACUGAACAAUGAGAUAGAGAAGGAAACAAAAGCAAUUGACUUACCAGCAGAGCCACCUGUAUCUGUGGAGCCACCCCCACACCUGCUUCAGUUGGCUGAGAAGGAGGAUGAGAUAAAUUUGCUUAAAGGUAAGUUACUAGAAAAGGAAAAGGAACUUGAAGUAGCUGGCCAGCAAACUGAAAACCUGAGAAAGCAACUAGACGAGGCAACAAUGAUGAUAUCUUCUGCUCAGAGCAAAGAAGAAGAAAUGGCCUCAAAGCUGAGCCAGCUAGAAGAGGAACUUAAAGCGAGCAAAGAAAACAACAUCCAAUUGAAGGAGAAAUUAGAAGCUGUGGAAGGAGGUAAAGAAGAACUAGAAGUGGAGAUGAAGAAAAUGAGGGUGCAGACCGAGCAGUGGAGGAAAGCAGCAGAUGCAGCAGCUGCUGUUCUUGCUGGUGGUGUUGAAAUGAAUGGGAGAAUUCCUGGAAGAUGUGGUUCCAUGGAUAAGCAUUUCGGAGGCGUUUUUGAGGUGCCUCAUGCGGGUUAUGCUGGUUUUGUGGGUUCACCAGGAAAUAUUGAUGAUCUAGACGAUGGCUUUGGAGGUGGGAAGCGAAAGAACUCUGGGAUCAGAAUGUUCGGAGAUUUGUGGAAGAGGAAGGGCCAGAAGUGAUCCAUCAUCUCUGUGCUCCAUUACCCUAUAUAUAGUUCUGGUGUCAUUAAUGGUUGAAAACGAGGAAAAUUGGCGCCUGUUAUUAGUCUUUUGGGUUUCGAAGUGCUAGUGCUUCUUGUUCUCUUUUGCUAGGAUGGUUGGCAUACUAUAUGCAUGUAUAUGUCCAGUAGCAAAACUAAAUCUAAACCACUAUGGCACUUGCUCAAUUUGUUUGAGAGUUCUGAUAUCCGUCUUGAUCGUUUGUUUUGUUUCUAAGGUGCAGCUUUGAUCCACAGGCAGAUAUCGCCAUCUGCAAGUUCAGAUUCCUGCUGACUUGAGAAAAUAAAUUGAGACUAUACAGAGUGUGGGAAAGGACGUAUGCGAGAAAGUUGAACAUCAAGACUUUGAUAUCUUGGCUAUCGACAUGAGCAGCUGGUUGUAGAUGAAUAUUGCAUAUUCCAUGUUUUAAUAUUCUUCAAUCCUCAGUGCACAAGCUCGUCUUCGACAGAAUCUGCAUCUAAGUAUACUCUUGAUGUAAUGCUGUUCUAAUGAUCCGUCGGUUUGAUUCCAAGAAACCAAUCUCUCCUGAUGAAUGAAAUGUGAUUCCCACUGAA
Molecule: messenger RNA, 2579 nt
Organism: Eucalyptus grandis
Lineage: Eukaryota; Viridiplantae; Streptophyta; Magnoliopsida; Myrtales; Myrtaceae
Product: interactor of constitutive active ROPs 4
Exons: 3
Coding region: 835-1986 (383 amino acids)
Source: RefSeq, a predicted model, not a curated record